AUGCUGAUUUUCUAUACGAAAUUCGCGUUUCUCUUUUGGUUUUUUGUGGGAAGCAAUCAAGGUGAAAUACUGAUAAUGGACCAAAUCUCCUAUGACGAAUUGCUGCUCACUGUGACCGCAUGUACCCAGAACUGCCUGGAAAAGGGCAAGAUGGACUUUCAAGGCUGCUACCAGGACUGCAGGGUCAAUGGGACAUCUCCAGUAACUCUACGCAAAGUACAGGAUAACUAUCUGCUGAAUAUGUUGUGUCGCACGGAGUCAGAGAUUGUUUUCCACAUAGAUUGGGUGCAGCACAGAGGGGGAAAUGAGUCAGCUCCAAAUGCCACUUACAUAAUCCGGGUGGAUGCUGUGAAAGAGGAAAUUCCAGAGACCAGACUUUUCUUGUCGGAUGAAAACUUUCUGAUCCUCCCUGGCUUGGAGUCCAACUGCAGCCACAAUGUCACCGCGCUGGCGAUGCACGGGGAUGGGAGCUACUCCCUGAUAGCCAAGGACCAGACCUUCGCCACCCUAAUCCGAGGUUACCAACCCAGCAAAAUGGGACUCGUGAAGCUGAUGCGAUUUGUCCCCCAAUCGGGUGAGCUGUAUCGCGUUGCUGCCGAGAUCGAGUGGGAGCCAUCGGCGGAACAAAACUGCUACUUCGAUAUGGUGUCCCUGCCAACCCACAGCGUGAAUAUGGACGAGCCGCGGGUGGAACAGUUCCGGGAUCGAAAGAAGCUUUACAAGCACACGGUGGACAACUUAGAGUUCGACCAACACUAUCAAGUGGGCGUGCGAACUGUGAAUAUAAUGAACAAACUUGAAAGCAAUCUGAGUUGGUUGGCAGUCAUGGCUCCAAGCUGUUUAGAAUGGUAUCCCUUCAACUACACACUCUGCCCUCCUCUUAAACCGGAUAAUCUUAGUGUGGCUCAGGAGCAGUAUUUGCCUAACACCUUAGCUCUGAAUAUUUCCUGGUCGCGACCCAGUCACCUGCCAGAUAACUACACACUCCACAUCUACGAUCUGUUUCAUGGCGGUAAGGAUAUCAACUUUACGCUUGACCAAAACAGGAGCCACUUCUUUGUACCCAAGAUCACGGUACUGGGUUCCCAUUUUGAAGUCCAUUUGGUGGCACAAUCGGCAGGAGGCAGAAAUGCCUCUGGUUUGACCCUGGAGAAAGUACCGCGGGAUGUCUGGCUGAUUGAGGGCAACCUGGUCAAGCUGAUACUCUUCAUAAUCGUACCCAUUGGAUGCAUUUUGAUGCUGUGCUGCCUGACCUUCUGCAGACGGAAUGUUCAGGCCUUGAAAAUGGAGGCCAAGAAUGCGAAGGCCGCCGAGUUCCACCUCUCGAUGAUGGACAGCAGUGGCCUAAUGGUCACCCUGUCCGCCAACGAAAGUCUGGACACACUGGACGAGCUGGAGGUGGAGCCCCAUUCGGUGCUUCUACAAGAAGUCCUUGGCGAGGGGGCCUUCGGCUUGGUGCGGCGCGGAGUCUACGAGAAGCGCCAGGUGGCAGUGAAGUUGUUAAAAGAUGAACCCAAUGAUGAGGAUGUGUAUGCGUUUAAAUGCGAAAUUCAGAUGCUUAAAGCCGUGGGCAAACACCCAAAUAUAGUGGGUAUCGUAGGAUACUCAACUCGUUUUAGCCACCAGAUGAUGCUGCUCAUUGAAUACUGUAGUCUGGGUAGCCUGCAGAACUUCUUACGUGAGGAGUGGAAGUUCCGGCAGGAGCAGAAUGCCAUUGGCCUUAAGAAGAACCUUGAGGAGAAUGUGGACAAGAGACGCUUCCCCAUCCGUAAUUCCAUUCAUGACCGCAUAGAAGAUAUCAACCGCUCGAUGUUAUCCACUGUGGAGGAGGAGAGUGAAGCGGAUCAGACCCAUACGAGCAGUCGCGUGGAGACCUACACCCUCACCCGGAUCACAAAUGCAGCAGACAACCAGGGUUACGGACUGGGGGAUAUUGAAAACAUCGGGGGUAGUGAUAUUCCAAAAGUCUCAAAAACUCCAGAAGAUCCAACAAAACAGAAACUAGAACCAGAGCUCAAGAAAGAGCCAAAGCAGAAAUUACAGUUCGAGAGCAAGAAACGUACCUUUGAGAACAAGGAAUACUUUGAUUGCCUCGACUCAUCGGAUUCAAAACCAAGAAUACCUCUAAAAAACGCAGAUCUCUUGGACAUUGCCCAACAGGUGGCUGUUGGAAUGGAGUUUCUGGCCCAAAAAAAAGUAGUGCAUCGUGAUCUGGCUGCCCGCAAUGUGCUGAUCUCCCUAGAUCGCAGCAUUAAGAUUGCAGAUUUUGGGCUGAGUCGAGAUGUGUAUCACGAGAAUGUGUACCGAAAGUCCGGAGGAAGUGGCAAGCUGCCUAUUAAGUGGUUGGCUUUGGAAUCUCUUACCCACCAGGUGUACACCAGUCAGAGCGAUGUCUGGUCCUUUGGAGUGCUGCUCUAUGAGAUCACCACGCUGGGCGGAAUGCCGUAUCCAUCAGUGUCGCCCGGUGAUCUCCUCCAGCUUCUCCGACAAGGACACCGGAUGAAGCGACCCGAGGGCUGCACACAUGAAAUGUUUUCUCUGAUGGAAAGUUGCUGGAGUUCCGUGCCCUCACACAGACCCACAUUUUCCGGCCUUAAAGAAAGACUGGGAACCAUGAUAGCGGCCACAAACGAUGUGCCAGAAAGGCUGAAACAACUGCAGGCUGCCACUGAAUCUAAAUUAAAGUCCUGUGAGAUCCUACAAAAUAAAGUGGAACCAUUGCCCUGCGAGGAAGAGCCAUACUUAGAGCCCUUGAAUUAAUCUCCAUUAGUUUUAGCAUAUGAAGAAUGAGUGCAAUACAAGAUUGUUGAAGAACCACUUUUGUUCUCGAAUUAUAUAUAAAUUCUUCCAAUUCAGACAACGCUGAUAAGCAGAUACAUAACUCUAAAAGAGAAUAAAAUUUAAGAUAGACUAAGGAAA
Molecule: messenger RNA, 2919 nt
Organism: Drosophila suzukii
Lineage: Eukaryota; Metazoa; Arthropoda; Insecta; Diptera; Drosophilidae
Gene: tor
Product: tyrosine protein kinase receptor torso
Biological process (GO): multicellular organism development; cell surface receptor protein tyrosine kinase signaling pathway; positive regulation of kinase activity
Cellular component (GO): signaling receptor complex; plasma membrane
Molecular function (GO): protein binding; transmembrane receptor protein tyrosine kinase activity; ATP binding
Source: RefSeq, a predicted model, not a curated record